Messenger RNA from Bubalus bubalis (water buffalo), 1601 nucleotides. RefSeq names its product endogenous retrovirus group K member 13-1 Env polyprotein. The coding region runs from base 477 to 1601 and encodes 374 amino acids. The transcript has 3 exons. Lineage: Eukaryota; Metazoa; Chordata; Mammalia; Artiodactyla; Bovidae. The record is from RefSeq and is a predicted model, not a curated record. Gene Ontology annotation, molecular function: structural molecule activity.
GGCCUCCUCUGCCUUCGCUCCCCCUGCCAGCACGGGAAACACCACUGACAUCGGAGCAACUGACAUCAGGGAUCCUGGAUGAGCAGGGAAUGGAUCCGCCCACUAAACAGAUGUCUCAACUUCACAUACAGGAUAUUGCUCCCCCCAUCCUUUGCCUCACAAAAGGGGGUCAGGCCGCCUGACUCAGGCGACCCGGAAUGCCUCCAUACCUACUUGGGGACAAAUAAAAACACUCUGCCAUCAGGCACGGGGAAUAACUUCUUUGCAGGGCUCUCCUUCCUCCCCUGAGAAGAUGUUUAUUGCUAUGCUUGCCUUAUUAUCUUGCCAGACCCCCUCCUGGAUAUCCAAGUUGUUAUAAUACUGAGCCUUCAGAUGCCGUAUGGAACACCAUAGAUGAUCGUACAGGGUAUCCGAUUUGGAAAUCUUGUGCUUACCGUUUAAGAGCUGAUUAUAGAAUACCGGGAAGAGGGAAUUACAUGAUUCAAGACUGGAGUAACUCAGACCUAGGUAGGAGCCCAUUGCCCCUUGAUGACUUUCCCAGCAGAUUUUAUAAUUGGAAGAAAGAUUUUAUUUCCUGGCCAUUAAGCAUUACUAGAUGGCAUAAUAAUCGAUUUGUGUCACCCAUAUUGUCUUAUACAACUAAGAACAGAACCUCUUGGCAGCCAGAAAUUUGGAGGGCCCUUGCUGCCACUGCUCCCAUUUCCUUAUUCCGUCCAAAUAGCAAUUCUACUUAUUCUGUUUUAGCUUGUGUACCCUCACCUUAUGUUUUUCUCUUUACUAAUGACUCCAAAAGAUUAAAUGUACACAUGAAUUAUUCAGGUGGACCUAAUAUAGUAACUUGUGAACAAUGUGUGCUUUCAUCUUGUUUGACCCCCCAAUAUAAUGUUUGUUCUUUUGUUGUGUUGAAACGCCCACCCUAUCUCAUGAUACUUGUGUCUGUGCAUUCUUAUUGGUAUGAUAAUUACGGUUUGGUUGUAUUACAACAACUGCAGGAUUUAAUGCGAACACGACGGUUUGUGGGCUUACUUAUCUUGGGAAUAGCAGCUUUGAUAAGUGCAAUCACUUCUGUUACUGUGGCAGCAAUAUCAUUGACUCAACAAGUACAUACUGCUCAAUAUGUUGAGUCUAUGUCCAAAAAUGUUUCUUUAGCAUUGGCAACACAGGAAGCUAUAGACAGGAAAUUAGAAAUGAGGGUAGACGCCCUAGAGGAAGCAGUAAUACAUAUUGGGACUGAAUUGCAGGCUUUAAAGGUGAAAAUGGCAUUGUCCUGUCAUGCUGACUAUCGGUGGAUAUGUGUAACACCCCUGAAAGUAAAUGAGACAGAUUUUGAAUGGGAAAAGAUUAAAAACCAUAUUUCAGGUAUCUGGAACAGCUCUGACACUGGUCUAGACUUAGGGAAACUUCACAAUCAAAUAGCAACCAUGGAACACUCCCGAUUAGAUUUUACUGCCGCUGGAACAGCAAAUGAUUUCUUCCAUACUUUCUCUAACUACAUCUCAGGAAAGAAUAUUCUGUCUACCAUCCUUAGCUAUGCUGCGGUGGCUGCUUUAAUUCUGCUUCUCAUAAUCAUUCUUCCUUCUCUUCACACCAAGGCAGAGUGA